Molecule: messenger RNA, 1701 nt
Organism: Alternaria incomplexa
Lineage: Eukaryota; Fungi; Ascomycota; Dothideomycetes; Pleosporales; Pleosporaceae
Exons: 2
Coding region: 1-1701 (566 amino acids)
Biological process (GO): regulation of transcription by RNA polymerase II; endoplasmic reticulum unfolded protein response; phospholipid biosynthetic process
Cellular component (GO): nucleus; endoplasmic reticulum
Molecular function (GO): transcription corepressor activity
Source: RefSeq, a predicted model, not a curated record
AUGGAGCAGGAACGACCACUACAGCGUGCCCCGCCGCCCGCAUACACGCAACACGAGCCCGAAUCGCUGCACCUCCCUUCCGUUCCGACGCAUAUCCCAAGCCAUGUGCCGGAUCAUGGGAGGCUGCCUGGCAUCAAGUCGCUAGACCUGCCGGACACGAAAGCGCGUCAUACUCCACACAAGUCGAUAGAAUACAGCCCGCGGUCGCAGUACGAUAGAUCGCAAUGGGGCAUGCUGCCAGUACCCAACAAUGCGACGUUCACACGAGCGCCAGAGGGUCUACCGCGUGAAGACGUGGGAAGCCCGAUGGAUACCGCGAGUGUGCGCAGCAUGCAGGAUGACAACGUGGGUAGACGGGAAACGAGUGUCAGCAUGGAUGAUCCGGAUGUAAGGCUGGCAGCAGAGGCGUUGAGCGGAUUGGGGAACCCGGACUUCGUUCGCUCGCCGACGGCACGAUCCCUCACGCUAUCUGCUCGAGAAUCCACAAGCGAACCCCCAGAGCCACUCCUCUCUUUGAUCACGUCAAAUCACCCAUGGCUUGGAAAUGGUAUCAACGGCUCCAUCUCAGCCUACAACACCACCAAAGGCUACACUCCACGUCUGGUCCAGUACGGUGCUGAGCUCAUCGAGCGCAACAUUGGAUCGCCCAUGGUCAACACUGUGUCAUCUGUGGGUAGGCGGACGGGUAUGGAGAAAAGCCUGCGCCGCUAUCUUGGAGACAGACGACCCAGCGACCUUGAGCAGGGAGACGGCGAGAGUUCAAGGAGCAAGAGGCAAAGGAUCGCGAGCCCAGCAGAUGACGCCAUGGACGUGGAUGAUGCUCUUGCAGCAGCGUCCCGGACAAGAGGCGGCUCACAAUCCUCAUACUCCGAGUCGCUCCCUGCAUACGACGACCAGCGCUCUCCAAACUAUGAAGAGGCAGUCAUCUCUGGAGAGAUAACGUCGCACAAGUCGCCCGAACAGCGCUCAAAUACUCCGCAGGAUCGUCGCGUCAACUGGUCCACGCAGCUCAUCAUGACAACGUCCGGUCUCGGUGUAGCUCUAUCAGAGACAUCAUUGCGGUCGUUGAAGCUCUGUCUCGGUCUUCUUCGCAGCGCAACAACCCACAUCGACUCCGUUAUGCGCGCGCUCAAGCUCGUCCUCGAAGAAUACGAAGCUGCCCUCCGCAACCAGAGGCAGUCUGGCGGCUUUGCUGCCCAAGAUGACAAGACGCAACUCAAUGGCACCAUGGCGCAAAUGGGCCUCGUCGACACAGACAAAGACGAUCAAGUCCGUCAAAUUGCUGACCGCAUCAAGGUCCUCUCCUCAGACAUUUGGCAAACCCUCCAAUCCGUCGUGCAGUCCGUGUCCCGCUACACCGGCGGCGCCCUCCCGCAAAACGCCCAGACGGUUGUUCGAACACAAUUGCUCUCCGUACCCCAGCGAUGGCAGCUCGCCGGCCGCAACGCGAACAAUGAACACGCGGGCGGCGACGAGGUCAGAGGCGCAAACCGCAUGCUGGCAUUUGCAAAAGAGGGGCUGGACAUGAUGGGCCAGAUCACUACUGUCGUUGACGGUACCGUACAAAGUGCCGAGAGCUGGCUUGCGCGGAUUGGCAGGAGGCCACAGGGUGAGUCGAACAGCAGCGGUCAGGGACAAGAGCAGAGGGAGAAGACACCGCUUGCGCUUGAGGCGGGUGUGCAAAUGGGUGAGAAGAGGUAG